Momordica charantia (bitter melon) is the source of this 1490-nucleotide messenger RNA. Its product is annotated as akuammiline synthase 2-like. The record is from RefSeq and is a predicted model, not a curated record. Lineage: Eukaryota; Viridiplantae; Streptophyta; Magnoliopsida; Cucurbitales; Cucurbitaceae.
AAAAAAGAGAGUUAUGGAAUUGGAAAUCAUCUCAAGAGAGAUCAUCAAGCCCCCAAUGCCCCUCAAUAAUGACUUCAAAACCUUCAAAGUCUCAAUGCUAGACAUCCUCUCUCCUGAUUCUUACACUCCCAUCACAUUCUUCUACUCCAUGAACAACAAUCAGCAACAUUCUCAUAAUGCAACUUCAAGAUUGAAGCUUUCUCUCUCACAAGCAUUGGCUCGCUUCCCAAUGGUGGCUGGAAAAUUCAAAGGAGACUCAAUCCAUUGCUCCAAUGAAGAGGAUGUGGGAGCUCUCUUUGUGGAGGCCGAAGUCAAAAUGUCCAUGGCUGAGUUUCUCAAAGCCCCAAAUCUCCAAUUGCUUGCAAAUUUCCUUCCUCUCUUUAUUCCAAAUGGGCCAUUAGAGAAGGCUGUCCAAAUUGCAGUCCAAGUGAAUGUUUUUGAAUGUGGGGGCAUUGCAAUUGGUGCUUCUUUUUUGCACAAAAUCAUAGAUGGAACCACCAUGAGUGCGUUUCUUAGAUCUUGGGCUGCCUCUUGUGAAGGGAAGAUGGGGAAAUUGGUGUGUGGUAAUUUUAAUUGGGGCUCUUCUCUGUUUCCAACAAGAGAAAUAUGGGAUGGCUAUAAUCUGUUUUCUCCAUUUUCGGUGAAGCAAGGAAAAAGUAGCACUGCCAGAAGAUUUGUUUUUGAUGCUAUGGCAAUAGCAAAUCUGAAGGGCAGAGCUAAAUCUACAAGUGUUCCAAAUCCAACCAGUGUUGAAGUUGUAACUUGCUUCAUUUGGAAGUACGCCAUCAAAGCAUCGAGAUCAUGUACAUCAACCGCAGACAAGAAAGAAUUUGUUGAUCCAAAAUGGGGAUCAACCUUAGUUCAUGCCAUUAACCUGCGAAGAAGAAUGCAACCACCCCUAUCCAAAAACGAGGUUGGAAACAUUUUUUGGAUGAACCCAGCCUAUUACGAAGCAUCAAAUACUGACAUGAAAUUGGCUGAUCUUGAAAAUACAUUGCGACAAUCACUGUCGAAAAUCAACAAUGAUUUCAUGCAAAAAGUAACAGGAGACGAUGGAUUCGAGACUUUUCUGAAUUCAUUACAACAGUUACGUGAGCUCUAUGCAAAAAGUUGGGAGACAUUUUUGUUUACAAGUUGGCGUAACAUGGGAUUCAAUGAAGUGAAUUUUGGAUGGGGAAAGCCUGCAUGGAUUGCCUGCGGUGGAAGUAUUGGUGAAUCCAUAGUAAGGAAUGGAAUUGUGUUGAUGGAUACAGCAACAUGUGAUGGAAUAGAAGCAUGGAUUGUACUAGAUGAUGAAACAAUGAACUUGUUGGAAAAUGACUCUGAAUUUCUUGAGUUUGCGUCUCUCAACCCGAGCGUAAAAUUAGCUUAAAUUCAAGAGAUUUGUGGAAGGGACAAAGAUAAAAAAGGAUUUAUUGCCUUUACUUUACCCUAUGUUUGGGGAUGGCUUGUAGGAAUAAUGCUAAUCCAUGUUCUGUAAAGCCAAGGAA